Messenger RNA from Betta splendens (Siamese fighting fish), 1259 nucleotides. RefSeq lists its product as uncharacterized. The record is from RefSeq and is a predicted model, not a curated record. NCBI's taxonomy places the organism in Eukaryota, Metazoa, Chordata, Actinopteri, Anabantiformes, Osphronemidae. Bases 149 to 1066 code for a protein of 305 amino acids. The transcript has 9 exons.
CUAGAGUGAAGCUGAACAGGGAAGUGAGUCAGGGAUGGGGUUACGAGCGCUACUGCUUUCGCCAAGCGUGAGGAGGAAGUGGCAGCACAUACACAGGUAGAUACAGUUAAAAGCAAACGCAGCGCAGUGAAGGCGACCGAGGACGAACAUGUCAGAUGGAGCAAAGCUGCUGUUUGAAGGCUUCUUAGAGAAAAGAAAGGACACUCUGAAGAUGAGGUGGACGACCUACUGGUUCAGGCUUCAGAAUUCAACUCUGUUCUUCUACACACAGAAGAACGGCAGCGCUUCACACUUAAGAGGCUAUUACUACAUCUAUUCAGUGCAGUCCGUGCGAGAGGUCCAAAAGGCCAGCGGCAGUCGCUACAUGUUUGAGAUGAUUCUGAAAAAUGGAAAGCAAAAACUGUUGGCGGCGGAGACGGCGGCGCUCAGACAGGAGUGGGUGGGACACCUGUGGCAGGCCAUGCUGCUCUCCACCUCCGUGGUCCCACGCCCCGACGCGUGCGAGCCGCGCGACAGGAACAGCAGCGUGCCCGCGCGCGCGCUCGGCGACAGCGCGAUGGAGACGCUCCCCGCGCGGCCCCUGUCGGCCCCCGCGCCGCUGGACCGCAUCCGCGAGGAGAGCUGGGCGUCCGCGUACGCGGAGCUGAGCGCCGGCGAGGAGCCCACGCGCCGAAACACGCCGCUCCACCAGGCAAACAGCGACCGCGUCCACGCGCUGCCGUGGUUCGGGGAGCUGAGCAGCACCGAGUGCAGCCAGGACGGAGACUACGACGUGUUGCCACGUAGAAAGCGUACGCAGCAGCCGCCUGGACAUGACGCAUGGGGUGAGCUGCUAGUUGAAUUCCCUGUGUGUGUCACCUCCUCAGACACGGACGAGGCAGACGCUACGGAAGCAGACGAGGUCGUGUACGACUACCCUCUGUCCUACAGGAUGAACAUCAGGCAUCAAGAGGAAACGGAGAGCAUCUACGACGUCCCGAGGUCUCUUCUGCGGCUGCACGUCCCCGCAGGCAGCGCCGCAGCGGAGGAGGAUGAGCCUCAAGAGGGAAUCUACUGGAGGGUCUGAAGCCGGAGGAGGAUUUCAGCCAAGCGACAGCUGACAACUAGCGCUUAAACCACAUGUACUGUAUAUUUGCACACGAUGUUGCUUUUUAAUUUCUGCAUCUCCUGGAUUAAGCAACAAUUAUUUAUGCUUUAACAAAUGUGAACAAUGUUUGUUAAGCUUUUCUGAACACAAAUCUUGUACAGCAACAACACGA